Messenger RNA from Trichosurus vulpecula (common brushtail), 948 nucleotides. RefSeq names its product taste receptor type 2 member 3-like. Gene Ontology annotation, biological process: G protein-coupled receptor signaling pathway; sensory perception of taste; detection of chemical stimulus involved in sensory perception of bitter taste. Gene Ontology annotation, cellular component: membrane. Bases 1 to 948 code for a protein of 315 amino acids. Lineage: Eukaryota; Metazoa; Chordata; Mammalia; Diprotodontia; Phalangeridae. The record is from RefSeq and is a predicted model, not a curated record. The transcript has a single exon. Gene Ontology annotation, molecular function: bitter taste receptor activity; G protein-coupled receptor activity.
AUGCUGACCUCAUUCCAAAUCUUCUUUUUGUUUGCGACCUUCAGUCAGUUCAUUCUUGGGAUUUUGGGGAAUAGUUUUCUUGGGAUUAUCAAUUGCAUCCACUGGAUUAAGAGGAGCAAGAUUUCCUUAUCUGACUUCAUCAUUAUGAAUCUAGCCUUCUCCAGGAUCAUCCUGCAGUGUGUGGUCAUUUUUGAUGCCACCAUCUUGGUGUUUUAUCUUGAUUUCUACUAUGAAGAGCGAUUAAGUCAAAUUCGUGAAACUAUGUGGAACCUUAGUAACAAUUUAAGCAUCUGGCUGUCCACCUCCCUCAGUGUCUUCUACUGCCUGAAGAUUGCCAUUUUCUCCCACUCUGCCUUCCUCUGGCUUAAGUGGAGGAUUUCCCAGGUGAUUGCCUGCAUUCUGCUGGCCUGUGUGCUCUUCUUUUUCUCCAAUGCAGCAUUACAGAUCCAAAAAUACAAUGUAUAUUCUGGCCUCCUAAAAAUGAGACUCAUGACAAACUAUACUGAAAAUGUCAGAAGAAAGGAAAGAGAAUUUUAUGUGUGGCACCAUCUUGGUCUCCUGGGGACAGUGAUACCAUUCAUGAUAUCCCUGCUCUCCUGUCUCUUACUCAUCCUCUCCCUGAGGAAGCAUAUCAGGAUGAUGGGGCACCAGGUCAAUGUGACCAGAGAUGUGAGCACUAAGGCCCAUGUGAGAGCCACCAUUGUAAUGUUUUCCUUCCUCUUCCUCUUUGUCUUUCAUUUUGUCCUCCUCUUCAUUGGGGCAGCAAGCACUUUCCUGGCAUAUGCCAAGAUGAUAAUGAUUAUAGAGUUGGGUGCCCCUGUCUUUCCCUCUGUGCACUCAUUUAUACUCAUUGUGCAAAACAAAAACCUGAGAGAGGCAUUCCUGAAGUUGCUGUGUUUGAAGAAGGGCUGCAUGAAAGGUGGGGGCAGGGGAUCCUUCACCAGCUAG